Molecule: messenger RNA, 1500 nt
Organism: Protomyces lactucae-debilis
Lineage: Eukaryota; Fungi; Ascomycota; Taphrinomycetes; Taphrinales; Protomycetaceae
Product: Scramblase
Exons: 1
Coding region: 167-1084 (305 amino acids)
Biological process (GO): plasma membrane phospholipid scrambling
Cellular component (GO): plasma membrane
Molecular function (GO): phospholipid scramblase activity
Source: RefSeq, a predicted model, not a curated record
CUUGCAACUUACCACUUGAAGUUACAACCCAGAUAUACUGCGCUAUAAGCUUGGAAUCCAUCGUUUCCCUCCCUGUAGUCACUUCUUCUCCAGUCUGUUCUUACUAAACUAAACGGCUUCGAGUCACUUAUCCCUGCCGGAGCGCUAGACACUCCUGUGUUAGAUCAUGGUCUUUGGAAAGCUCAAGUUGGCGCUGGGCAAGGACGAAAAAGGCGACCUUACCGCUCAUGCCUCGCAGGUAGGAUUGACUGGUUCCACUAUUCCUGGCGUUUGCAUUCACUCUGAAGCUUCCAGGAUACUGGCAUCGCUCCCAAUCGUCAUAUGUCGCCAGUAUGAGCCCAAGAACGCUGUGGCUGGCAUCGAAGAGCCCAACAAGUACUUGGUCAAGUCUUCCGACGGCCGCACCAUUGCUCAAAUUGAUGAAGAAGUGCGGAGCUCCACAAUGAAACGGUCACUUCAAGGAAAUGCUCGAAAAUAUGCAUGCCAUUUGACUGAUCUAGAUCUCAACAAGCUGCUUUCUGUUCAGCGUGGCUUCUCAUUGGCUGAGGUCAAGCAUGAAGUGUCAGUCUACACAUAUGAUACCCCGGACAGUGAAGGUAUCCUCGUUGGUACAGUCAAGUCCAAGUUUCACCUUGUGAAGCGCAAAUACGACCUUUUCUUGCAACAGAAGACUGGACUGCAGCUAUUUGCCGUGGCCGAAUGUGUCUCCGCCGGAACCAACUUUGAUAUUGUCAGUAUUAGAGGAGAGUACCUUGGCAGUGUCAAUAGAGCCAAACGCGGCGGUAUGAAGGACGCAUACACAUCAACAGGGAUGUAUGUUUUACGAGAUGCAAGGUGCAGACACGAUUCAUCAGCAUCAGCAUUGCCAGUAGAAGACGCAAAUCUUUAUGUCAAUGACCCCGAAAGCAAAGACGCUGCAAAGGCGGUCAAGGAUACUGCAAAGCAACCGUCGUCCAUCAUUGCGGAGCGUGACAUGUUUCCAGCUGAACGCGCUGUCAUACUCGCUUUGAGUAUUGCAAUGGACUUUCAGUACUUCUCGUAUCAGUACAACACGGCUCGAAGCGUCGGUGUCUACAACGUCUAAAGACCAUUCAGACCCGUCAGGGACUGUGAUCCAUUUCCUGCUGCUACGGGAGGCAUCGACGUUGUAGGUGAGGUUGUGCACUUGGCUGUGUCUGAGGAGUCAAUCGGAUGUUGUGUGGCUUGAUGCACCGUACAGCAUAGGUGUGUCUCAUUUUACUUGCAGGCACGCACAUAUGCUUUCCAUUAUCUACCAGCCGACUCAUGUAAAGUCAAAAAGUCUUUGGCCGCCGUACUAAUGGGGGCAGCAAGGCAGGACAGCUUCCCGAGGCUUUACAAUGGGCGAAGACCAUCGGCAAAUCACUUGUCAUCCUCCUGCUAUUCGCAUGCCCGAUUGCUGAAGUAGUAAGUAGCGGAUGCCAUCACCAAAUUGAAAGGCUCGCCGGCCUAACACAUCAUAGAAUGUCUUGCCAUUACCAG